AUGUCCUUCACUCGCGGCAAUGGCAACGGUAACGGCGGUCCAGAUCCACGCGCCCCCAUCUACACCAAAGAUAUGCUGGAUGAGGUCAAGGCUUUCAACGCCGGUCUUACACAAGCCGGAAAUAAGCAAAAGGCAGGUCGCGGACGUGGUCGGAGAUCUAGCACACUGGGUCGUCCAUCUACACCCUCCUCGCACAUUUCCUCUGCUCCGUCCGUAAAUACCUACAAUUCUCGCCCAGCUCCGUCAUCCAGCACCCGCACCCACGUUCCUGGCGUCACAAGAUCCGGUGUCGCUGCUAGUUGGGGAACGAUGGGACCUCACACCGUCGGCCCUUCGCCUCCUCGAUCCAAGUCGCCCGUUCGACAAAGUGAUCGGAUUCAGUCGGCUCCGGCUCCUGCGCAAUCUAAUACUGGUCCGUUUAUGUAUAGAGGUGAAAAUGCGAGCUCUAAUGCUUCCGGUGGUCAACAACAAUCCAUGCACCAGCACCAGCAAUCUGCCGCUGGUGGCCCGGGACACCGAGUUAAUGAUCCUGUCGGCCAGCAGCAAUCUACGUACCAGCAGUCUGCUGCAACGAUAAAUGUUGCCUCGGCGGACGGCUACAAGGGUCUUGAUUCCAGCCCCCAAGUGUACCAACAGGUUCCCGUUACGAUGGAUUGUGGCUUGAGGAACCCUUUACAUGGUCAAUUUGAGAAUUUGCAACCAAUUUAUCAACAACCUGCCGGUGCAAUGAAUGACAACUCGGCAAACGGAUCCAACGGCCCUGUCCCAAAUGCUCAGCCAAUCUAUCAACAGCCCUCUACUACUUGGCCGCGUGACCAAAACGCUGACAACAAAACCUCUGUUUUUCAGUCUUCGGCUCAGUUCCAGCAACCGACUGGCAAUCUGUCCGGUGUCCAGAGCGCUGUCGAUAAUGCCUCGGUCGGCUUCGAUAGUAUCACAUCCCACGAGCCCGUCAAGCCCUUCAUCCCUGCGCAUUUGCGCCAGGAAUCCGCCCGGAAGGCGUUGCAGGAGAUUGCCGAUCUGGUUGGACUCCCAAUAAGUGAGAUCAGCGAGGAUGGCAGAACCCUGGGUUUUCCCUCCAGAGCCAAGAAGACUCGUUCUGCCUCAGGGGCCAUGCCAGUGCAAACACAGAACACUAUUCCAUCAAACGCCGCCGAGGCUUCCGCAUUCAGAACCAAAUAUUAUCAGUCUUCGGUCGAUACAGAUAUGUGGAUGGCCUUUGCGGGUAGCAAGAAUUACGCCAGGUCUCAAGCUUCGGCCACCGUCGGCGGUCCUCCUCGUAUUCUAUCAUAUGAGCUGGACCUUGGUGUGAUGGAUGGUGUCCCUAUUAAUUCUAAGCAUCAUGUGGCUGGUCAAGCUCUGCCUGGAAUCUCGGAAUCUCGCUGGGCUAACCCCCCUGCCUCCGGAUUCAAUGCACCAACUCCUGUCACCACGUCCACACCCGCUUCUAACGAUAAUGUGGAGCCGGCUCAAGGUCAACAAAGCACCAACAACGGUUUUGCAAGCUUCAACCAGGCUCUUGCUGCCACGACUCAGGCUACUCCAACCCAAUCGACACAAAAUCCGAUUUCGGCCGGUUUCGACCCACGUCAAGUCGCGCAGAGAAUCGGAUCUGAGUUGAAUCGUGGUAGCCUGUCGAUUUUGAGAAGUGCUUCUACUUCGGCUCAAGCUCAAGCCAAUCCACUCAACGCCGGAUCUGGUCAAGCUGGUGUAUCCCUCUAUAGUGCCGUAGCCGCUCCAAUUGUCUCACAACCGGUCCUCACUCCUGCCAUCACUCCUGCUUCUGCGCCUGCCAAGCAGGGAAAGACUCGCUACCUGGCAUCUUCUCGCUGGGCUAAGUACCAGGAUUUACCACACGAGCUGUUACCAAUCAUCAGUAUCAGUCUCAUCAACUGGACGGUGUUUGCCAACUUCAAAUAUCUGGAAUAA
Molecule: messenger RNA, 1929 nt
Organism: Drepanopeziza brunnea f. sp. 'multigermtubi' MB_m1
Lineage: Eukaryota; Fungi; Ascomycota; Leotiomycetes; Helotiales; Drepanopezizaceae
Source: RefSeq, a predicted model, not a curated record